Molecule: messenger RNA, 1962 nt
Organism: Lacerta agilis (Sand lizard)
Lineage: Eukaryota; Metazoa; Chordata; Lepidosauria; Squamata; Lacertidae
Product: BOLA class I histocompatibility antigen, alpha chain BL3-7-like
Exons: 11
Coding region: 16-1947 (643 amino acids)
Biological process (GO): immune response
Cellular component (GO): external side of plasma membrane
Source: RefSeq, a predicted model, not a curated record
AACGCGAAGCUGCUGAUGGGUCUGCGCCCGUGGCCCGUCUGGCUGCUGCUGCCGCUGCUGCUGGCAUCUGCUGCCUUCCUGCUGGGGGGCUGCGCGGGCUCCUCCUCACACUCCUUGUGCUAUUUCUACACGAGGGUGUCUGAGCCUGGCCAGGGGCUUCCCCAGUUCACCGCUCAGGGGUCCAUUGAUGACCACAUCUUCAUUGAGUAUGACAGUGACAGGAAAAGAGCCCUCCCUCAGGUGUCCUGGGUCCGGAAGGUGGGGCAGGACUACCCCCAUUACUGGGACAAUAUGACCCAGAUCUUUCGGGAUGCGGAGGAAGUCUUCCGAGUCGUUCUGGAGAGUGUGCAGCGUGACCACGAGCAGAGCACAGGCCUGCACACCUGGCAGGUCAGGUACGGCUGCGAUCUGAGCCAAGAGGGGCGCCAAGGAGUGCACGAGCAGGAAGCCUACGAUGGGAGAGUCUACCUUGACCUUGACAUGGAGUCUCUCUCCUGGAUGGCAGUCGAGAGAGGAGCCCGAGUGAGCCGGACUGGAAACCAGACGGUCUCUGUGAUGGCUUACGAGGGGAAGGAGGACUGCGUUGCGUGGCUGCGGAGAUACCUGGACUACGGGAAGGAGGCUUUGCUGAGGACAGAGCCUCCCGUCGUGAAGGUGACGAGUAAGGAGGACUCCAAAGGCCCGGCCACCCUCGUCUGCCGGGCGUACGGCUUCUACCCGAAGGAUAUCAACGCCUAUUGGAGGAAAGACGGAGAGGUGUGGGUGCAGGAUACCUUCCGCAGAGUUGUCGCCCCCAAUUCAGACGGGACCUACCACGCCGUGCUCGGUAUUAAAACCAACCCCGAGGAGAGGAAACGCUUCCAAUGCCACGUGGAGCACGGAGCUCUGGCCAAACACCUGGAUGUGGCCUGGCAGGAGCCUGGGGGCUCCACUUCUCACUCCCUGCGCUACUUCUACACAGCCGUGUCUGAGCCUGGCCAGGGGCUGCCCCAGUUCAUCGCUGUGGGGUACGUGGAUGACCAGCAAUUUGUUCAGUACGACAGUGACACCAAGGAGGCGCUGCCUCAUGUCCCCUGGAUAAGGAAGGUGGAAAAGGACGAUCCUCAGUACUGGCACAGGAACACUCAGAUAUCUCAGGGCAAUGAGUUGGUGUUCAGGGUGGAUCUGCAGACUCUGCAGAAUCGCUAUAACCAGAGCGGAGGGAUCCACACCUAUCAGCAGAUGUACGGCUGUGAGCUGAGAUCAGACGGGCGCAAAGGAGGGCAUUACCAGUACGGCUAUGACGGGAGGGACUUCGUCAACUUCGACAAGGACACCCUCACCUGGACAGCAGCUGACACAGGGGCCCAAGCGACCAAGAGGAAGUGGGAUCCUAUUGUGGCCGACAGCCAGUACCGGAAAGCCUACCUGGAGGAGGAGUGCAUUGAGUGGCUGCAGACAUACCUGGACUAUGGGAAGGAGACUCUGCUGAGGACAGAGGCUCCGGAGGUGAAGGUGACCAGGAAGGCAGGCUAUGACAACCUGGAAACCCUCGUUUGCCAAGUCCAUGGCUUCUACCCCAAGGAGAUUGAUGCCAACUGGGUGAAGGACGGGGAGGUCUGGCAGGAGGGCACCUCCCGAGGAUUGGUCGCCCCCAACUCGGACGGGACCUACUAUGUCUUGCUCAGUGUCAGGAUCGACCCCGAGGAGAGGGACCGCUUCUGGUGCCGGGUGGAGCAUGACAGCCUGGAGAAGCCUCUGGACGUGGCCUGGGAGAAGGAGCCAGCAUCCAACAUGGGACUUGUUAUUGGGUGUAUCUUGGUAGCUGUCCUGCUGGCAGCAGCUGGAAUUGCUGCGAUCUUGGUGUGCAUCAAGAAAAGGAGAGACGGAUACAGAGCAGCAACAGGUGACCCUGGAGAGGGUGGGGCCAUCCCAUGCGUGGUCCUUGAGGAUGCUGAGCAGGCCUGAUCUUGUGAUUCACCA